This is a messenger RNA of Kickxella alabastrina, 1667 nucleotides long. Its product is annotated as kinase-like domain-containing protein. Bases 462 to 1553 code for a protein of 363 amino acids. The transcript has a single exon. Gene Ontology annotation, molecular function: protein serine/threonine kinase activity; ATP binding. Lineage: Eukaryota; Fungi; Kickxellomycota; Kickxellomycetes; Kickxellales; Kickxellaceae. The record is from RefSeq and is a predicted model, not a curated record. Gene Ontology annotation, biological process: protein phosphorylation; intracellular signal transduction.
ACUGUGCUCUCUGGCCUAUCGUUGGCGCUGAACAAGCACAAUGUGCAAAACGUGGCCGUGCCCGACAGUUCCAUCACUAAGGCCGGCUUCCCGCUUUUUGACGCCUCGCAGGCGCGCUCACCGAACCCGCUGUCGCCAGCAAUUUCAAUGAAGACCCCCGGAUACGUCGACCCCGAGAGCCUACCCUUUGAGCUCGGCUCCAGCAUCACCGACAGCACGACAGGCAGGCAGUACACGCUGCUCAGCGUGCUCGGUGAGGGCUCCUAUGCGGUCGUGUACUUGGCUCGCAGCAGCCAUGACGGUGGCAAGUACGCGCUCAAGUGUUUGUCCAAGCUUGGCCUCACCGCUCGCCAGCUCUCAUUGCAGCGCACUGAGCUUGAUAUCCACAGCUCCGUGUGCCCCCACCCGCACAUUGUCACACUGUACUCGCACUUUGAGACGCGUGACUGGUUGUUCUCGUAAUGGAGCGCGUCGCCGGGCCCGACCUGUACGACUAUAUCACUCAGCACCCGUCGUUCAAUGCCAACCAGGAGGAGCGCCGCUUUAUCGAGGCCACCAGGCUUUUUGGGCAGAUGAUUGAUGCCGUCGCGCAUAUCCAUGCGCUCAAGGCGUACCACCGCGACCUGAAGCCCGAGAACUUCAUCCUGGGCGCCGACGGCAACCUCAAGCUGACAGAUUUUGGCCUGGCCACACGCGAGUCAUUGUCGACGGACUUUGAGUGCGGAAGCAAGCCGUAUAUGAGCUACGAGAACCGUAACGGCGGGCUCAACCCUAAGGAUCCCACGGUAUACGGCCCGCGCGACGAUUACUCCCCACGUCUCUCGGAUGUCUGGGCACUCGGUGUUUUGUUCCUCAACCUUUUGUUCGCCCAGUCGCCGUGGACUGACCCUUCGCGCGAGUCGUGCUUUAAGUUUUGCCGUUUUUUGCGCGAGGGCGCAGGUUUCCUUGUCAGCCAGUUCCCGAAGCUGCCGCGCGAGGUUGGUGACUUUUUGGUCACUCGCAUUUUCUCUCCCGAGAGCGGUCGCUGCAAUGUGCUGGAGCUCAAGCAGUGGGUGCAGGAUCUUGGAUACCCGUUUAACCUGCCAAAGUCUGGCUCUGGAACCGUGUCGCGCCCCAUUUCGACUCGCCACAAGAACGUUUCGGCCGGCCGUCGCCCCGCCAACACCAUGUCGGCAACAGUUUUGGUGCCGGUGCCGGUGCCAGUAGCUACGGCAAGUCGUACAUGUCCGGGUCGAUCGGCAAGAAGUGGUCGCCGACCAACGGCGUUGUUGGCGGAAAUCUGCCCAAAAUGCCCUAUGUGCCCCAGGCAAUUCUCGCCAGCACUGCGCUUGCUCUUGACUCGGCGAUGGCUGCGGCAGCCGCAGCUCCCAGUGCCAAGGCAAAGUCACCACACAAAAAGCGCUUUGCUGCUAUGCAGCCGGUCCACAUGCCCGGAAGCGGAUUUGCCGCACAUCCGACGGUCAGCAAGGCCAACCACAUGUCGACCUCGGUUCCUGCGGCGGUGUUUAGCCAGAUUAUCCCGGCCACACAGGCCGCUGCCGCUCGCCAGAUGAUGCCGCGCGAGUUCAACCCGACUGCGGCAAGGCCGCUGCGGCGAUCCUGCAGUCGUCGAUGCUGUGCUUGCCCAAGAACGGCCUCGGACAGGGCAAGCUCGACAAGAGCGUCGA